Messenger RNA from Gymnodraco acuticeps, 995 nucleotides. RefSeq lists its product as uncharacterized. Lineage: Eukaryota; Metazoa; Chordata; Actinopteri; Perciformes; Bathydraconidae. The record is from RefSeq and is a predicted model, not a curated record. Bases 66 to 719 code for a protein of 217 amino acids. The transcript is spliced from 3 exons.
UUUUUAUACUCCUCACUUGGAUCCAUCUUGAAUCUUUUUCAUACAUAUUAUGUAUAUAUACCCUCAUGUUUGUUUCCGCCUUUCAUCCUUCAGCCACAGUGAAGGCACCGCUGCCGGUCCCUCCUCAGCUGCUCGCAAUUGCCCCAAAGCUCGGGAUAGAAGAGCAGGCGCCAAAUGUGUUGAGACAAAAUUCAUCCCCACAUAAUAUAGCCCCUGUGGAAGCGCAGGGAGACACUGUCCUCGAUGAAGCUCUGACUUGCCCAGUGCCUCCUGUCCCCUUAGCAGCACCACACCAGCCUGCAGCCUCUGUUCCGGGCUAUAGUGAGGAUGUUGCCCACUGGAACUGCUCGCACCAGCAGAAGAUUUGGAUGAAGACUGAGUUGGACACAUUGGGUCUGUGGCCAGGUUCACGUCCAGUGAGACACCUAAUGAACAUGUUGUCCCUGUGGCGUUAUCCGCCUCAGCCUGAGCUCAUAGACUCAAUCUCUGACCUGCCUUCACCCAAGUACUAUCAGCUUCAUCCAUAUUUCAUUUGGAAGCCAGAGCACGCGAUCAUGGAGAGGGUGAGAAACAACUUUGUCUUGCCCUGUCUCUAUGGUUGUCCGAACCCUCAGGUAGUUUCUUCUGGCAUUGGAAGGCCAAGAGUCAUCUUUGGGACAAGUGGCCAGUACUAUAUUUUAGCUUCGCGACUCACCUGCAAGGUCUGCAAAAAGUACUAGCAUGCUGACAAGCCCCAGUGGCUGGAGAAGCUACCCCAGCGCAUCAGCAACAUCGUGCCGGCCUUCCUGACGCACAAAAAGGCCGUCUGCAAAUCUGUACUGGAUGAGAUGAGGCGCAGCGGCAGAUCCCCAGAGGACAUGUCCAAGCAGCUGACGGAGGCGCUCAAUCUCAAAUAUGAGAGAGCUCACCUGGCCUACUUGCUGUGUGUGCAGAAUGUCAGGGAUGCUGAGGCAGGAGUCUACGGCCAAAGGACCAUCACUGGGUUCCUCAGACAG